AUGACGGCCCCAACAGGUUGGCAGUUGGCUGUGACGGAAGAGCCUCUGCUCACUACGGCUCUGGUAGGCCCGCCUCCCGAGCUUCCUCAAGCGCUGACGGCCUUCAUGAAGGGCGCCAAGGCUCUGGCUCGUUCGAUGGGUCUGGAUGGCAAGCCGCCGCCUGUCAUCGAUGUUGAGAGCCUGGAUGGGGGCAUCUCCACCGAGAGGUACGAGGACUGGGCCGGGCUUGCGAUAGCCACGAGACUGCAAGCGGCAAGUGUGCUCCCGCGAUAG
Messenger RNA from Symbiodinium sp. CCMP2592, 273 nucleotides. The record is from the annotation of a GenBank genome assembly. NCBI's taxonomy places the organism in Eukaryota, Dinophyceae, Suessiales, Symbiodiniaceae.